GCGUUUUGGAAAUCUACAUUAAUUCAUAUGUUCUGGCAGGAGGAAGAGCUUCGUCUCGCCUGCCCGGCAAUCCGUAACAAGGGAACGGGCUCUUAAAGGGCAAGGCCAUGCCUUGGCUGGCUUGACAGAGUCCUUUGAUCCAAAGAAGCCAAAGGCUUCCCGUAGGAGACAACUUGUCGGUCGCCAGGCGUUGAGGAAGACAUGCGCGUCCCAUAAUGGAGAUAAAGGAUUCGGGCAGCGUGGUGCUGACAGCCUACCAUUCUUACACUCCAUCCCGGCUGCCGAGCAGGGUGGAGCAGAGCUUCGUUCCAGAGAGUCCCCCAAGCCGCUCUUCUCUCAGGAAAUCUCUCCCUCGUUGCCAACGAAUUAGCAGAAUGCUCUCCAAUGAAUCAUUGCGCCCUCCCAUGUAUAGUCGUUCCAAUUCUCAAGCGUCUGUUGAUAGCACUUCAAUGGAGGAUUUCUGGUGUGAGGUAGAAAACAUCAAGGAGAGCACAGAAGACAGGCAAGAUGAGCAGAACCUGUUAGAGGUCAAACCUCCUGAUGAAGGUGAACUAGAAGCUGAAUGGUUGCAAGAUGUUGGCCUGUCUACAUUAAUAUCAGAAUCUGAAGAAGACAAUGGAGAAGCAUUGCUAUCAACAUUGACCCGAACUCAAGCAGCUGCAGUGCAAAAGAGAUAUACCACAUAUUCUCAGACCAUGAGAAAGAAAAAUAAACACACAAUCAGAGAUGUGCGUGAUAUCUUUGGUAUUCAUAAUUCCUCUCCUACAUUUGAGACUAUAUCAGUGUUACCUGUCACAACCAAUGGUAUUGAUUUUUCUGUGCAGAAUCCAGAUUGGAAAAUGGUUAGCUCUAGUGACUGUAUGGAAUAUAAACUCAAUAAAGGCAGUCAGUUGGAGAAAGAGGAGCUUUCCCUUGAAAUUUCCUUCUCAGAAUCAAUCACGGUGCCUCCAAAACACAGAGAAUGUCACAAAAGUCAAAGGUUAAAAAAGGAUGAUUCUGCAUUACCUAAAUAUACAAUUAGGAAAAGUCGACUUGGAUUAACUGAAGUUGGAGAUUUGUCUCCUGAGGACAUGAAGAAAAUUCGUUAUCUCUCUCUGAUUGAAUUAACGGCUGUCUAUGAUGCUUUAGGAAUAGAAUUGAAAAGGAACCGGACAGAAAGGAUGAAAAGGCGAGAAAAUGGCCUUUUUGGAGUUCCACUAGCAGUACUCUUGGAAAAUGAUCAAAAGAAGUUUCCUGGAAUUAAAGUCCCCCUUAUUUUUCAAAAACUAUUGCUCAAACUUGAGGAAACUGGUCUGGAAACAGAAGGUAUUCUUCGAGUGCCUGGAUCUGCUUGCAGGGUGAAGAGUCUUCGUCAAGAAAUUGAAGCAAAAUUUGAUGAAGAUACUUUUGACUGGGAUCAAGUACGCAAUAAUGAUGCCGCAGGACUGCUGAAGAUGUUUGUACGAGAACUACCAAGUCCUCUCUUCCCUGUGGAAUAUUUGCCUGCUUUUAUCACAUUAGUAGAAAAAAUUCCCAAAACCAAACUGCAGCUUCAGGCUUUGCAUUUGCUGAUCAUGCUUCUUCCUGAAUCUAGUCGCGAUGCAGCCAAGGCCCUUCUACAGUUUUUGAAGAAGGUAGUUGCUAAUGAAAAUAAAAAUAAAAUGACUUUAUGGAAUGUCUCCAUGAUUGUUGCCCCAAACCUCUUCAUCUACAAAGGCAAACAUGCCAAUCAAGAAGAGAUGCUAGCAGCAGCCACCACUGCUCAUGUUGUAAGGCUUUUAAUUAAAUACCAAGAUAUCCUAUGGAUGGUCCCAACAUUUCUGAUUACUCAAGUGCGAAAGAUGAAUGAAGCUGCAAUGAACAAUAUGAAAAAGCAGCUCAUGUUUGACAAGGGUGUAAGAAAACUAUUGAGAAGGAAAACUAUGGACCGGGAGAGGCCAGAAAGAACAGAGUCUGAUAUACCUGAAGGUGUGAUAAGAGUCCAUGCUCCAUUGCAUUCAAAAGUUUCUAUGGCAAUUCAACCAAAUAAUCAAACAAAAGCGAAAGAUAUUGUGGCACGAUUUUAUUAUGAAAACAGACCUGGAUCAUCAGAAGAAUUGAAAAUGCCAAUCCAAAGUUUAUAUGAAAUUGGAGGAAAUAUAGGGGAGCAUUGUUUGGAUCCAGAUGCGUAUAUGCUGGAUGUGUACCGUGCCAAUCCUCAAGCAGAGUGGGUAAUUAAAGAAAAAAGAAGUUCAAUAUUUUAAAGACAUAUUGGCAGAGUGUUUGGAUUAAUCUGAAAAGAACAGUGCAAAAGUCUUCCCAUCAGGAACCAUAAUGAAGCCAAAGAAGGUGUACUCUGUAUCUUUUAAACAUAAACAAAGCCCUUUAUCCUCAAGUAUUAUAGAACCUGAGAGAAAUUCAGGUUAAUCGUUUGUUAUAAUAAUAAUUUAUUUUUAGUGAAUACAUUCUUACUGGUUUUAUUGGUACAGUUGAUGCGGUUAAAUAAUACAAUUUGAAAUGUACAUUAACAGAAAAGAAACUUGUUUUUUUCUCCCCCAAUGCCCCUGAGAAGGGAGCUGUACAGUGGCAUCCCAAGACGGAAGAAUCACAUUUUAAUAGUAAAGUUCUCAAUAUAAAGAAAAUAGCAUUUUUUAAAGCAAAAAAUAAAAGCAGAUGGCCAGAAUGCUAUGAUAACUUUUUCCUGUUCAAAAACAUUUUUUUAUUAUGAAAUAUUAUUACUCUGUGACUCAGUUCCUAUUGCUAGCUACCACUGAGAAGAAAAACUACUGUAUAAAGUAUAUUUAGUGUAUUGUAUAUGAAUAUAAAUAGUACAUAGAAUUGCAAGAAAAAAUUAUCAUUUUUUCUGACUUUGCCCAUUAUUGUACAGCUAACACAAUUUAAUAUACAGUAUAAAUAUUUUGUAUGGUAUACCAACGAUAAACCUACAUACGUUGAAACUUCCUCCCUCCUAUAUAAAGAAAAAAAAUGUAAAUGUAGUUAGAUACUUCACAAAGUGUUCUUUAAAAUUUAAUAUCCACACCAUAUUUAUCCAGGAUGUUCUCGAGUUGCAACAGUUUGUUUGGUGACCAUUUUAAGUUACAAUGGCACUGAAAAAAAUGACUUACGUCCGUUUUUCACACUUACAACCAUUGCUGCAUCCCCAUGAUCACGUGAUUAAAAUUCAGAACUCUUGGCAACUGAUUCAUCUUUAUGACAGCUGAAAUGUCUUGGGGGUCAUGUGAUUACAUUUUGUGACUUUCUGACAAGCAAGUCAAUGCGGAUUCACUUAACAACUGUGUUACUAAUUUAACAACUGUAGUGAGUCACUUAACUGUGACAAGAACAGUCGGAAAUGGGACAAAAUUUAUUUAGCACCCGUCUCACUUAGAAACAAAAAUUUUGACCUCAAUUGUGGCUGUAAGUCGAAGACUACCUGUAGCGGUUUUGCAAGUACCAGUUCAGAGUUAUUUGUCUUCCUUGUCCAAAACAUAUUUUCUUAUUAUUUCUUUUGCUUUAUGUUUGAAAUAUAUUAUGGAAAAUGAUUUCUUUUUGAACUUUACAUAAAAUAUAACUCUUGAUUAAAUCAAUGCCUAUUAAAGCCGAGUGUCCUUUAAAUGUUGCACAUGUUCACAUAUGAGAAAACAUAUGAAAAGUAGCAUGACAGAAAGAUGAGUGGCAAGAAAAGGAAUAAAUAAAUAAAAAUAAAAUAAUUAUCAGUAAAAACAUUUUACUGAUAAAAUUGUAAAUACCCAUUUUGAAG
Thamnophis elegans (Western terrestrial garter snake) is the source of this 3718-nucleotide messenger RNA. It is a transcript of the gene ARHGAP28, whose product is annotated as Rho GTPase activating protein 28. The transcript is spliced from 15 exons. Bases 216 to 2222 code for a protein of 668 amino acids. Gene Ontology annotation, biological process: negative regulation of stress fiber assembly; regulation of actin filament polymerization; signal transduction. Gene Ontology annotation, molecular function: GTPase activator activity. The record is from RefSeq and is a predicted model, not a curated record. NCBI's taxonomy places the organism in Eukaryota, Metazoa, Chordata, Lepidosauria, Squamata, Natricidae. Gene Ontology annotation, cellular component: cytoplasm.